AUGCCACGAAAGACCCGUACCCAAGAUGCUGUCGCAGACGUUACCCUGCAACAAUCCUGCCCGCUCUGCCAACUUCCUGACUGUGACGAAAUGGUUUGUUGCGACGAUUGUGAACGGUGGUAUCACUUCGAAUGCGUCGGUGUGAAUGAAGAUGUGGCCAAUUAUGAUUGGAGCUGCCCGGAAUGCGUCGCCGCUAAAGUUCCUGCGCCACCAUCGCCACAUCCGAUAACUCCUACAGGUGAGCUAGUACCUCACUCGGAGCCCCUCCGACCGGUCCAACGUUUACCUUCGCCCACCCCCAUGAUGCCGGUAUCCGCACCGCAACUGCGCUCUCCACGGCCACCCGUUACGCAACCUAAUGCAGUUUCUCAAGAGGUUGAUGUGGACCCCGACUUAGUAAGCAAGCUCCCCGUUCAACUACGUAUCCAGAUGCUGGAAGAGGAAGCAGCCAUCGAGCGUAAGUUUUUACGGCGUAAAUAUCAGCUCUUGUUCGAGUCAUCAGAGAACAAUAACCAUGCAAGUCAAUGCAAUAGCAGUGCUAAUAUACGAGAAAGUAAUAGCGUUAGGGAUCCUCCUGUUUUUCAUUCGUCACCAAUGAAUGAUCACCGUUUUAAUCCUCCGUUAUUUGCUCCGCAUGCUAGUUAUCAAAAUAGAAACGUGUCAGGCCCCGUCGUAGGUACGAGGGAACAACAAAUUCGUGUUCCUGCUAACGUUCCACAGUCGCUCAGAAACCAUUGUAAUUCUUCAGCGUUUGAUCCAGUUCUGACAAACCAUCGGUCAUGUAUUCCGACACGUUACCCACCUUCAACUGGGCAGCGAGCUUGCGCCACAUCGUUUGCUCCCUGUCGGUCCCAGCAGUUUGAGCAUAUUCCGUCAUCAUCCUUGCCAAAUCGCCAUCAGCAUCCACAUACCUCCGCGUUCGCCCCGCUUGCUGGCCGCCCUCGUCAUAUGGCUCAAGAACAUUAUCCGUAUGAGUCCUAUGACGUUCCUCCCACCUUUGGAGGGACCACGUUACUAAACAGUAGCCAGAUCGCCGCGCGACAGGCAAUUGCCAAAGAGUUGCCAAUCUUCAGUGGCGACCCAGAAGAGUGGCCAUUGUUUUUUGCUACGUAUGAGAAUUCCACAAAUCUUUGUGGAUAUUCACCUGAAGAAAACCUAGCUCGCCUGCAGAAGUGUUUGCGAGGAAGAGCGUUGGAAGCGGUUAAAUGUCAACUGUUGCAUCCAACCAAUCUAGAACAGGUUCUCUCCACUCUUAAGAUGCUCUUUGGUCGCCCAGAAAUUAUUGUGCAUUCGCUACUACAAAAGAUAAAUGCUCUCCCUUCACCAAGGGAGGAACACCUUGGUUCUCUGGUUGACUUUGCCUUGGCUGUGCGUAACAUGGUGGCUACUAUUAAAGCCUGUGAGUUGGAGGAGCACUUAUGCAACCUUACUCUCCUGCACGAUUUAACUAAGCGACUUCCUCCAAUGGUCCGUCUGAACUGGGCGACCCAUCGACAGUCUCUUCGAUCCGUAACCGUGUCAGACUUUAGCGGUUGGUUAUACAAGCUGGCGGAAGCAGCGAGUGCCGUUACACUGCCAGACUUCUCCUGCUCUUACGAUAGUAAGUCUCGCCGUGGGCGGAAAGAUGAAACAGAGCAGGCGUUUGAGCAUCAUGAAGUUAGUAGUUGCUUUAUUUGCCAUAGAGAUUGUGUCGCAGUCGAAAAGUGCAAGAAGUUUCUCUCGUCCGGCCUUUCAGAUCGCUGGGAUAUACUCCGGAAAUACAAGCUAUGCCGCAGUUGCCUUAGUAAUCAUCGCGGUCCGUGCCAGUCCGGAAAACUUUGCGGACAAAACGGCUGUCAAUAUAAACAUCAUCGGCUCAUGCACAACGAUGCCAAGGACAAGUUUGAAACGUCUUCGCAAGGGCCGAAACAGCAAACUGGAACUCUGCAACACACCAUCGCCGACAGUUCCCGAGAAGCCAAACCUUGCAACACUCAUCGUGGGGGCAGCAAACCCGUGCUGUUCCAAUACGUCCCGGUUACGCUGUAUAGCAACGGGGCCAAGGUAAACACCUACGCGUUUUUAGACAGCGGAUCAUCCCUGACCCUGAUGGAGGAAGACUUGGCGAAGGAGUUGAACUUGCGAGGUGAAAAGCACCCGCUAUGUCUUCGCUGGACGGCUGAUACUUGCCGAUACGAAAAAGAUGCCACACGUGUUUCCCUUGACAUCUCCGGCACAUAUCAUGGAUGCCCUAAGAAUAGCUUGACUGAUGUCUACACGGUCAAAGAACUCAAGCUCCCAUUGCAAUCUUUGUCCAUGCGCAAGCUUGCAGACAAAUAUGGCUACCUCAAUGGUUUGCCAAUACAUUCCUAUGGUGACGUACAGCCUAAGCUGUUAAUUGGUAUGAACAACGUGCAUCUGGUCCACGCUCUUGACAGCCGCGAAGGAAGGCAGAACGAACCAGUUGCAGUGAAGACACGCUUAGGAUGGACGAUUUACGGGACGUGCGCACCGGAGAGCACCCAUGCAGCAUCGUGCAGCUAUCACAUCUGCUUCCACUAUGGAGAUCCGGAGGAGCUCUUGCAUGAGACAGUCAAGCAAUACUUCACGCUCGAUAGUUUAGGGAUCGGCGCUCGACAAAACCAGCUGUUAUCCAAGGAGGCUGAACAAGCAUUGAUAAAACUGCGUAGUACGACAAUGUUCCUCAACGGUAGAUAUCAGGUGGGGCUGCUCUGGAAAUAUGACGAUAUGCGCUUGCCUAACAACCGGUCCAUGGCACUGAGGCGUCAUCACUGCUUAACUAAAAGGUUAGAACGCGACCCCGAAUUAUCCAAAAUAGUACGUUCGAAGAUGGCGGACUACGAGCACAAAGGAUAUAUUCGGAAGCUUACUCCCGAAGAAACACGGAAAACUGGGGACCGAACCUGGUAUUUGCCGAUAUUCCCGGUAUUUAAUCCCAACAAACCAGGCAAGGUUAGGAUCGUCUUCGAUGCAGCUGCUUCUUUCGGUGGUGUCUCGCUUAACUCGGUAUUGAUGAAAGGCCCCGAUCAACUGAACGAUCUGCUACCAGUAUUGUACAAAUUUCGGGAACGGUUAGUUGGUCUGGGGGGUGACGUAGCGGAGAGGUUUCAUCAGAUACGGAUGAAGCCCAAAGAUGAAGACAGCCAACGGAUCGUGUGGUGUGCUAACGAAGAAACAAUGGAACCGUGUGACUACGUGAUGCAGGUGGUGACAUUUGGGGCAACGUGUUCACCCAGUACAGCCAUCUUCGUCUUGAACGAAAACGCCAGCCGGUUUGCGAAGGAGUAUCCUACCGCCGUCGACGCUAUCCAUCAUAGACACUACGUCGACGAUAUGUUGACUAGCGUAGAUACGGAAGAGGAGGCAAUAACAUUGGCUAACGAAGUCCGCUACAUUCACCAGCAGGGUGGAUUCUAUAUGAGGAAUUGGGUGUCGAACUCGUCAGUUGUGCUGAAGAGUCUGGACGAAAAUCCGAAACACGAAAAGUCGAUGGACAUGAACUCCGAUUUGGCUAUGGCCAAAGUUCUUGGUAUGUGGUGGAGCACUACGGAAGACGUCUUUCGAUACAAGCUUUGCACAGACCGGAACAAGGAUCUACUCUCCGGCGGGAAGCAUCCAACCAAGCGUGAUAUACUUCGAAUGUUAAUGGCUAUCUACGAUCCGUUAGGUCUUAUAGCUCAUUAUUUAAUGUAUCUGAAGGUACUUAUCCAGGAGGUGUGGAGAACAAAAACUGGAUGGGAUGAAAAGGUCGAAGAGCGAGAGUUGGAUAAAUGGCAUACAUGGCUGCAUAUUCUGCCUGAGCUUGAGUCAGUGGAAAUUCCUCGGUGCUAUUGUCGACCAGAGUUGAGCAUUGCUGAAACAAACAUUGAGCUACAUACAUUCGUAGAUGCUAGUGAGCUAGGGUUCUCUCAGUUCGUAGCCUUCCGGGUGGGAGAAAUAUUGGAAGCGACGGAGGUUACGGAAUGGAGAUGGUUAAGCUCGAAGGUGAACGUGGCCGACGAUGGUACUAAAUGGAAGAACAAGCCGGAUCUUUCGUCAACGAGUCGAUGGUUCCAAGGACCUCCGUUCCUGUGGAAGUCAAAGGAAGAAUGGCCAGAGUCACUGCUGAAUGUUACUGAAACCGUCGAAGAAAUUCGCCCGAGUAUGUUACACCAUACCGAAGGGACAAUUCGAACCAUUCUGUUGCCGCAGAACUUCUCCUCAUGGUACCGUUUGCGACGCGCCACGGCUUUCGUUCUACGUUUUGUAAAUAACAUCCGCCUGAGGAAACACGGUCAACACCCGUUCAUCGGACCACUCUCUAGGCAGGAGCUACUCGAGGCUGAGUUGUUCCAGAUCAAGCGAGCCCAGGAGGAAGUCUAUGCGGAAGAGCUAGCAAUCCUCGCAGCAGGCGUUCGUCGUCUCCAUAAGAAGAACAGUCUGUUCAAGCUCAGUCCAUUCAUCGAUGUCCAAGGUGUAUUGCGGAUCAAUAGUCGUUUAAGCGAAUGCGACUUCCUACACGAAAACAACAAGUACCCUAUAGUACUCCCCCGAGAUCAUCCUGUCACGAUACUUGUCGUACGCGACGUUCAUCUGCGCUUUCAUCAUCAAUGUCACGAGACCGGCGUGAAUGAAGUUCGCAAGGACUAUCAUAUCCCACGAGUUCGCAGAGUUUACGAUAGAGUUCGUCGAGAAUGUCAGGUCUGUAAAUUGCAACGUGUCGCUCCGGUUCCACCGGUGAUGGCUUCUCUACCGAAGUACAGGUUAGCGGCAUUUAUACGUCCGUUUUCGUAUGUGGGCGUUGAUUUUUUUGGACCCAUGCUUGUUGUCGUUGGUCGUCAUCACGAGAAACGUUGGGGCGUAAUUAUAACAUGUCUUACGACAAGAGCGAUACAUCUUGAGCUGGCCGCUUCGUUAAAUACUAGUUCGUGUAUUUUUGCCCUGCGUAAUUGCUUUGCUCGACGGGGCACGCCAAUAGAAAUUGUAAGUGAUAGAGGGACAAACUUUGUGGGCGCUGACAAGGAGUUGAAAGAAGCGGUAGUGACACUUGACCAGGAUAAACUCAUGAAAGAAUUUACCACGCCAAGAACAUCUUGGCGCUUCAACCCUCCCGCAGCGCCGCAUAUGGGUGGCUGUUGGGAGCGGCUAAUCCAAUCCGUGAAGAAAAUUCUAGCCAAAGUCAAACCGCAGCGGGUGCCUACGGAAGAAAUGCUGAGAAGCUACCUGAUUGAGGUAGAAAACAUCAUUAACAGUCGUCCGUUAACACAUGUGCCCGUGGAUGAUUGUUCUUCACCCGCGCUUACCCCAAACGAUAUUUUGUUAGGCUCUUCAGAUGGAUCAAAACCGCUAGUUCAGUACAACGAGUGCCCAUUGGCAUUGCAGCGCUCGUGGCAGGCAUCACAGGCUCUUGCCAACUUGUUUUGGAAGCGGUGGAUAACGGAAUACCUACCCACGCUUACCCGUCGAACCAAAUGGUUCUACCCAGUGCGCCCGAUUGCCGUAGGAGAAAUCGUCAUCAUCGUCGAUCCGAGUUUACCGAAGAAUUGCUGGCCCAAAGGUCGGGUGGUGUCGGUGAAGACAUCUGUCGAUGGACAAGUGCGCUCAGCGGUAGUCCAGACUGCUACGGGAUUGUAUGAGAGACCCGCAACUAAGCUUGCCGUGUUGGACGUAGGUACGAAUGGGAGUGAGCCGGACCAGGGUCCAACUACUGGGGGGGACUGUUGCGCACGCCCUCCGUGCAACGCCGUACCUACGCAUAAAUUACGUUGA
Messenger RNA from Sabethes cyaneus, 5748 nucleotides. RefSeq lists its product as uncharacterized. Bases 1 to 5748 code for a protein of 1915 amino acids. The record is from RefSeq and is a predicted model, not a curated record. NCBI's taxonomy places the organism in Eukaryota, Metazoa, Arthropoda, Insecta, Diptera, Culicidae. Gene Ontology annotation, biological process: DNA integration. The transcript is spliced from 2 exons. Gene Ontology annotation, molecular function: nucleic acid binding.